This is a messenger RNA of Schistosoma curassoni, 792 nucleotides long. Lineage: Eukaryota; Metazoa; Platyhelminthes; Trematoda; Strigeidida; Schistosomatidae. The record is from the annotation of a GenBank genome assembly.
AUGACUCCAAAACACCUGAUGGCUUACUCUUCUACUCAACUAAGAAAUUUUCUUACAUUCAAUGAUUUACCAAAUGGAUGUAUUGAAUAUCUACUUAACAAAUUAUACAUACAAUCUAAUUCACUUCUUAUUCAAUUGAAUCUAAUCAGCUAUAAUAAUGAUCAAACGAAUAUAGAUUCAGCAUAUACUACUGAAAUCACUUCUAAACAUCAUCAUCAUCAUCAUCAUCAGGAUGAUGAUGUUGAUGAUGUUGAGGAUGAUGACGAUGACGAUGACGAUAGAUCGUUAAUGACAUUUGAUAAGUUACAUUGUCUCCUUAAAUUAUUUUGUUUAUUUGGAAGAAAUGAUCCUAUUCAACAAUUCAUUAUUGAAGAUCAUUCUAUUCAUCAAAUUAUAUUAAAUCUAUUGAAAUUGAUUUAUCAUUCAAAAGUUUUUGAUCUAUUGAAUCUUAUAGUUUACUUCAUAGAAACAUUCUAUGAUCCUUAUGGAAUGUGGAAUAAAUGGAAAUCUAUUUACUAUGAUCAAAAAUAUGAAAAUUUAAGAUUUUUCACUUCUAUAUCUACAUUAUCAAAAGAAUCACUUGAUAAUAUUCAUUUAAGUAUAUUCGAUUUAAUUAAACAAAACAAUGACAAUGCAACAAUUCGAACUUUACUGAUCAACGCUUAUUGUUAUAUAUCAGUUGGAUGUUAUGUAAGUUCAAAGAAUGUGAAAUCUAUUCCAGAAGUUAUGUUAUAUUCAAAUAAUAUCAAGUACUUAGUUUGUAAUGUUAAUGUAGUUGAUCAAAUCUGUUAG